ACCACAGAACAGCGCUUCCACACGCUGCCUCUCAAUUGUAGCUUAAUGCGCAUCUCACGUUUCAAUUUUGCUGUCCAUCAACAUAUGCCUCGGUAGAUUCGCACAUUCGGUGCGAGGAAUAGUUUCUUCGUACUGAUUUCUGGCUUGGGCGAUCACCUGUCAGCGCGACAAGCCGCGGAAGAAUUUUGAGUAUCUGGGUGGGCAUAUCCAGGUUGGAGAGGCUGUGAGUGAACGGAGAUCCUCAAUUGAUAACCAGGCACGAAUGUGAUUCACAAGGUGUUCAGUCAACAGAUCUCAGGUGACCAAGAUACUGGUGGCUUAUCAAGUUUCUAAUCAUUAAAAAGACGGCGGAGUUCGUCCUAUUGAACCAGCAACAUGUCGUCCUCAGAUCAUCCGGUAACAGGCCUUGGACCGGCAAAUCGACCGCUUCCUCCCAUCAAAUCUGUGAAGGCUAUUUUAUUCGACGUGGAUGGCACCUUAGCAGACUCCGAUCCCCUUCAUUACAUUGCUUUUCGUGACAUGCUGGUUGAGUUGGAGUACAACAAUGGGAUACCGAUAUCGGAGGAGUUCUUUAGCGCCUUCAUCAGUGGAAAGCACAAUUCUGAAAUUGGUGUACUUCUUUUCCCUGACUGGGAUCAACAGCGACGAGACCGAUGGCUAGACGAUAAAGAAGCAUAUUUUCGAAGGCUAGCUGCUAAGGAACUUCGUGCUGUUGCCGGCCUUAAGCGAUUGGCAGACUGGAUUGUGGAGAAGGGUUUCCGUCGUGCUGCUGUUACAAAUGCUCCUCGCCCUAAUGCUGAACAGAUGAUUGCUGCAGUUGGUCUCACUGACUUCUUUGAACAUUUGGUAAUCGGAAGUGAAUGCGAAAGGGCAAAACCCUUCCCUGAUCCUUAUUUGAAGGCACUUGAGCAUUUCGGAGUUUCGGCUGAAAAUGCCUUCGCUUUUGAGGACUCCCCGGCAGGUUUGAGUGCAGCGGUGGCAGCUGGAUUGCCAGUUGUAGGCAUCACAACGGGAAAUCCUGGGCCUGCUCUUCUUGCUGCAGGGGCGGCAUUUCUGAUUGAGGGUUAUAAUGACCCUGCAUUGUGGAGUAAGCUGGAGAAAUAGGCAAUUUUUAAGCCUGUAAUAAACCCUAUUGCUGGGAGAUGCGAGAUGGUCGGUAUUAAAUGAUUGCUAUUUUUAUCACAUACGCACAUUUCUAUCAUUA
This is a messenger RNA of Physcomitrium patens, 1204 nucleotides long. Its product is annotated as 2-deoxyglucose-6-phosphatase. The record is from RefSeq and is a predicted model, not a curated record. NCBI's taxonomy places the organism in Eukaryota, Viridiplantae, Streptophyta, Bryopsida, Funariales, Funariaceae.